UUCAUAUUCGCUCUACUUAUACCUGUUUUCUCUUAGUAAGAAAAUGAAAAUAUUUCUGUCAUUAAUAUUUGAUUAAGAAUAUCAUCACUACUGAAAUAAAAUCUGGCAAUGAAUACUAGAAUAAUUAACUUUCUUAUUUCGCGUUCAUUUGUUUUUCUUUUUAUGAAAUACCUUAUGACGUCAGAAAAUAAGUUAGUUCUUGAAACAGACAGAAAGCAUUACAAAUAACACAUUCAAUAUGUCUUCAUUGACUGUUUCAUUGAAUAUAGCGUAAAAACUGUUAGUUCGAUAUGGUCAUACGACAAUAUUUUGUACUGGGUACAAUUGGUUUAUUAAUAAAUAUAGUUCUUUUUCUAGGACGUCAAUUACGAUCAAACUCAUGCUGUAUUUGUAAAUUGUUUAAUCAUACAACAAUAAUUGAUAAUUUCCUGUUUUUCAAUUAAAGAUUUAUUAUCAUCAUUAAUAAGUGCAUUAAUAUUCCUUUCAAUAGGCAUUGUACCACAAAUCUAUACUGUUUAUAAUUUUAAAAAUCCAUUUACUACAAUAUCAAGUUUUUGUAGGACACGAGCUUAUUUAAAUCAAACAAGUGCUAUGUCAUGUCGUUGGCUAUUAGUUAUGGCUUACAUAGAUCGUUGUUUUUCAUGUUCAACUGGUGCUCAUAUUCGAAAAUUAUCUUCUGUAAAUUUAGCUCAAAAAAUAACUAUUAUUAUAACUGAACGUUUUUCUACUUAA
Molecule: messenger RNA, 732 nt
Organism: Rotaria sp. Silwood1
Lineage: Eukaryota; Metazoa; Rotifera; Eurotatoria; Philodinida; Philodinidae
Source: the annotation of a GenBank genome assembly